Messenger RNA from Didymodactylos carnosus, 2046 nucleotides. Lineage: Eukaryota; Metazoa; Rotifera; Eurotatoria; Philodinida; Philodinidae. The record is from the annotation of a GenBank genome assembly.
AUGUAUAAGCUCGAUCUUUUCAAACAUUCCAUUGAUCCGCGUAAAUUUGAACAGCAUCCAUUCUACAACAAAUCAGAACCAACAUUGACAACUGAAGAACAACCGUUACAUAUUAUAGUCAGUCGCCCUAUCCCACAGACGAUUCCUACUGAAAUCGUGCUGUUGACGCCACGUGAAAUGCCAACCACUAUGUAUUCAGUUGUAGGACAACCUGUCCCUCAGCAUAUAAUUUAUUCUGAGCCCGUACCCCUUGAAACUCACUAUACAUCCCCCAUUUUGUACAGUAUUACCGGACGGCGUCUCACUCCAGAAGCUUCAACAGCAACAACCACACGAGAAGUCAUCGAACCAACUGUAUACUCUGUCAUUGGCUAUAAACCUCAAAAUAUCAUUUCUGAGCCAAUUCAGGAAGAACAACCACAUGUGUAUAAUGUUUCAGAUCGUCCGAACGUUAUCGUGCAACCCACGAUAACACGCGAUAUCGAACCGACGUUAUAUUCAAUUACUGGCUAUCAUUCGCUAUCUCGAACUAUUGUAAAUGAGCCGCCAUCGCCAUCAGGCGCUCCGCAUCUUUAUUCAAUUAUUGGACAACCCUCAGAGUUAUAUGUAACGGAAGAAAAAGAAACGCCAAUCCCUCUACCACAAAUGGCAACAGUUUAUUCUAUCGUUGGGCAACCACAGCAAUCUUUUGUGAUUAAAGAAAAAGCAAUCCCAUCGCCUUCAAUACCACAGGAUGCAGUACUUCAUACUAUAGUGGGUGCUCCCAUUUUCGCUCACAUCUCACCAAUACAGUUCUCUGAAACUUCCGAUAGGGUAACUGAACAGCAAAACAUAUUACCCACGCUUUACAGUGUUAUUGGCAAACCAGAAGAACAACGUCUAGCACUGACGCACAAAAUAAGCGAUGUUGAUACAAUUCCAACGCUGUAUUCGAUUAUCGGGCAGCCAAGAGUACCGCGCAUAGACAGACCGGUCGACCAGCCAGUUUAUCGUCCACUAACAACAGCAAAAGAAAAUGUAGAUCCGAUGAUGUAUCAUCUAAUAGGGCGCCCAAAAAUGCCCAGCCUGGUCCAACAUCAUCAGCCACCGGCAGAAAAAGUGAAUAUCCAACCUUACUUGUAUCACUUAGUCGGACAACCAAAAGUACCGAUUGUAAGUCUACCUCUACCAGUAGUAAAAGAAACUAGGCCCCCACAGACGUACAAUGUAGUGGCACAGUCGAAAGCACCUACCAGUGUACCAUAUCAUGUUGAUCCAUACCCAAAAAAUAUUAACAUGCACACAAUUGGUGGAGCUCCUCAGCAACAAAUUUCAGCCUAUACCAUUCCUAUGACAAUACAACAGAAAACGGAGUCCCCAGUUGUGACUGAAACACACAUACCUCUUCUGAAAAAAACACCAACAUUAUACUCUGUUGUUGGAAAGCCUGAGAGGCUGACAUUGUUACAUCAGACGAAACCUGAAAAGUCGCCAAGCAUACGUGCGAGAUCGAUUACCAGAGCAGCUACUCCGCCACCCAGGCGAACUUCGAGUCUACAAAAUAAACCAAAACCGCAGCAUCAUCAACGACCUGUUCACCAUUUCCAACCUGUAGAUAAGUCUGAAGAGAUAAUUUCUUAUUCUGUUAUUGGUCAUCACUCCCCAUCGCUGGAAGAACUUGUACGUAAACCAGAAAAACCAAUUAUUCCUCCACAGUCACGUCAACAUCAUCCGGCUAUAGUUACAAAAUCUCAGUCGCCUGCACAACAAAGAAUCGAGCGAAAACAAUCGCCGCACGAAUAUCGGACAUAUAAAGCACCACACCCAAGAGAAAGUAAUAAUGUUAUUUCAAGAUUCCCUGAGCCGCCACACGCAGUACGGAAUCCGACCAGAAGAACGGACUAUGGUUACGUUCGCCCUCCACCAAAACCAGAAACAAUUGAACGGGUGCCACUCGAUACUGGGCGAAAAUGGAAUUUUAAUCAAGACAGUGACGAGCGAAGACGCAAAAGAAAAGACGAUAGAGUACCGCGUCCUCGAAAAGCAUGGAUGCCUGUUUGGAUAUAA